Eurypyga helias (sunbittern) is the source of this 600-nucleotide messenger RNA. RefSeq names its product gap junction protein, beta 3, 31kDa (gene GJB3). Lineage: Eukaryota; Metazoa; Chordata; Aves; Eurypygiformes; Eurypygidae. The record is from RefSeq and is a predicted model, not a curated record. The transcript has a single exon. Gene Ontology annotation, cellular component: connexin complex. The annotation marks the transcript as partial. Gene Ontology annotation, biological process: cell communication.
CCCAUCUCCCACAUCCGCCUCUGGGCCCUGCAGCUCAUCUUUGUCACUUGCCCUUCCCUCCUGGUCAUCAUGCACGUGGCUUACCGGGAAGACCGCGAGAAGAAGAACCGGGAGAAGAAUGGGGAGAAUUGCCCCAAGCUCUACAGCAACACGGGCAAGAAGCACGGUGGGCUGUGGUGGACCUACCUGCUCAGCCUCUUCUUUAAGCUUAUCAUAGAAAUCCUGUUCCUCUACCUCCUCCACAAGAUGUGGGACAGCUUCGACUUGCCACGGCUGGUCAAGUGCGCCAACGUGGAGCCCUGUCCCAACACUGUGGACUGCUACAUUGCUCGGCCAACGGAAAAAAGGGUCUUCACCUAUUUCAUGGUUGGAGCCUCCUCCAUCUGCAUCGUCCUCACUGUCUGUGAGAUCUUCUACCUCAUCUUCAAGCGGGUUGUGCGGAGUGCACGGAAGUGGAGGAAGUCCGUGAAGCGCUCCGUCAGCUACAGCAAAGCCUCCACCUGCCAGUGCCACCUCAAGGCUGAGGAGAAGGACAACAAGUCCCAGACGAGGUGUGUGACACUCCUGCAGGCCUUGGCUCCCAACCUGACUGCUGUCUGA